Messenger RNA from Schistocerca nitens (vagrant locust), 1590 nucleotides. RefSeq lists its product as uncharacterized. NCBI's taxonomy places the organism in Eukaryota, Metazoa, Arthropoda, Insecta, Orthoptera, Acrididae. The coding region runs from base 348 to 1451 and encodes 367 amino acids. The record is from RefSeq and is a predicted model, not a curated record. The transcript has 6 exons.
CGUCGCUACUGCCGUGGAGGCCGACUUGCCACGUCACGGUAGGCCGAGUUUGUGAGUUCGUGAAACGGCUUCUGGUGCAGUACACAGCUGAGACAAUUUCUCCCUGCCAAUAUCCACGUCUAUGCCACCAGGCUCAGGGUUCGCUGUCUAAGUUAGCCCUGUACGAUGGUCUACAAACAAGUGGGCGAAAGCUGCUGUUCUAUCUUCCGAGUAGGCUUCUCUCUGUUGUCGUCCGGUCAUUGACGUAUUGUACUCGGCUGGCAAUUGGCCGAGGCGAAGUCGAUAUCUUCAUCCUCAACGCCGCUCGUGGUGCUGGUGGAACUCGCCCAAGUGGCCCCUUGGACGGCAUGAAGACGGCGACGCUCCUGGUGGUGGCGGCGGCGUGCGUGGCGCAGUGCGGCGCCGGCAUGUGGGCGCAGCCGCAGCCCAUGUUCGGCAGCGCGCCGCCACUCGUCAACCGCAAGGUGCACGCCAGCUACAUCAACAGCUCCGCGGGGCCCAUCCGAGUUGUUCAGGUGGUGAACGUGAACGUGCUGCCGGUGCGCGUGUCGCCGCCGCAGGGCCGCGACGUGGAGACGGUGGAGGAGCACGACAACAGCAUCCCGGCCUUCGGCAGCGACGACCGGCGCACGCAGGUCGACGUCUUCGUGAACGAUCCGCCCCCGCAGCUGCCGCUGUCGCCCCCGCAGUCGGGGCGCCGGCCGCCGCCGCUGCGCCUCACCGACUACGCGCCCUUCCUGGACUCGAACCACGUGCCCCAGCAGCCGGCCGCCAGGGACGGCCACUUCCUGCUGCCGCUGGCCGCCUACAGUCACGACGCCGAGCUGCACGACGACUACCUCGACCAGAUCGUAGACUUCGCGCUGGAGAUCAUCUGCAGGGGGAUUCACGCUAAGGGCAAGGAUGAAGUGGCGGCGCCAGACCUGCACCGGGAGUUCGUGCGCAAGCUGGGCCCGCUGCAGCUGAAGGGCAGCUUCGACGCGACGGGCGGGAUGGCGCGCAACCUGUCGACUCUGCGGCGCACAGAGCCGACGACGGUGAGCCGGCAGGGCGGGACGCUGCAGCUACGCGCCGGCCUGGGGCUGGCCACGCUGGCCGCGCGCUACGACCACUACGAGGCGCGCCUCGGCUCCCUGCAGGCGCAGGGCCAGCUCGCCGCCACCGUCGCCUCAGACUCCAUCGCCGUCACCGUCAACAUCUCCCUGGGGCAGGCCAACUGCCUGGCGCUGCAAGACCUGCGCAUCGACCAGAUGGGCGAUAUCGACGUCAAGUUGACCGGCCUUGGCGAGCUCAGCUGGCUGACGUCAAAGAUCGUGUCGUGGCUGAGCGACCACUUCAAGACGGAGGUGUCGGCGUCCGUGGAGCAGCAGCUGAGAGACGCCGUGUCGCAGGUGCUGGGCCGGGUCAAAUGCGACGUGCAGCAGUUCCUCUCGCUCAGCCUGAGCCCCUAGCCGCUCACCACUCUCCCUCUCUGCCGCUCUCUUCUCAUCCACUGUCUUCUCCUCCUCCACACUGUUUUUACGCCACUUUUGUACGGUCUUUGCUAUGUAAAGAGAACUGUAUGAUAAUAAAUGUGUGAGUGUCCUUUUA